Zootoca vivipara (common lizard) is the source of this 2176-nucleotide messenger RNA. It is a transcript of the gene SHOC1, whose product is annotated as shortage in chiasmata 1. Gene Ontology annotation, cellular component: condensed nuclear chromosome. Gene Ontology annotation, biological process: resolution of meiotic recombination intermediates. Lineage: Eukaryota; Metazoa; Chordata; Lepidosauria; Squamata; Lacertidae. Gene Ontology annotation, molecular function: ATP hydrolysis activity; single-stranded DNA binding. The record is from RefSeq and is a predicted model, not a curated record.
GUAAUUGUGACUAGAAUGGGUUUUGAUGAAGAAACAGAUGUGCUAAUCAACACCAUCAGUACAGUGCAAGGCUUGAAAAUUGUGUAUUUAGAUUCUGAGGAAAGAGGGACUUUUCUAGAGAGCCAAGAUGUAAUAAGUAGUUUGGAAAGAUCCUCUUGUGUGGUUGUAUAUAAUCAGAAUAUUGGACCUGAUUUCCCUUGGACUCAUUUUUCAUUAGUGGUGGAGUAUAAUUAUUCAGAAAAAUCCUGCUGGCUUGAUAAUUGCAAAAAUCUGAAUGUUUCUUACAUAACUUUCAUAACUGCUGUUCCAGAAACAUUUGGGAUUGAAGAGGUUUCUCCAGAUAAUUUUGGGUGUGUUCUCCUGGAACUGCCAAUUCCAUAUGUUUUUCUGACAUCUGAGGGCCUUCUCAGUACCCCAGAAAUCCUUCAGUUACUGGAGUCCAAGUACAAUAUUACAUUUAUUGAGAGGAAGUGCUGUGAGGCAUUACAGUUCUUUGGAAGCACGGACCGUUACAUCGUGAUGACUGUAGAUGAAUGCACUGCUAUCGUUAUUCAGAACAUGGAAGAACUUGGUUAUGAAAAAUCUUCUGAUAGUAUUGUGUUACGGCUUGUGGUGCUGUCACUCCAGUACAGCUCCUGUUGGAUUAUUUUAUACUCCCAAGAAAGAUUAAAUUCAGAGUAUAGCUUAGCUGGAAAGACCCUGCAUCACCUAACCUUGAUUUAUGCAGCCUUGGUUUCAUUUGCACAGAAGUCAGAAGACUUUGAUGUAAAGGUGGUUCUUACACCAGGAGUUGAAGAGACAGCCCUUUUGGUUCGUCAGAUUGCUGACCACAUUUUGAUGACUUCUCAAAGACAUCCUCAGGAAUGGCUAGACAAAUCUUGGCUUUCCGUCUUGCCGUCAGAGGAAGAGAAAUCCUUGUUUACAUUUCCGUGCAUGAAUCCUCUAGUGGCUCAAGUCAUGUUAAAGAAAAGCUCUUCACUGGAGUGGCUUCUGUCAGCAACUUUUGACCAGCUUCAUGCACUUCUGCCUGAAGUGCCUGAGAAAGUUCUGAAGCACUUUAGUGACAUCACAUCACUGUACAUCUUGAACCCUCCAGCAAAGCCAAAACUUCCAGAAGAAACUGUGUCAAUUCAAAAUAACAUAAAGGGCUCUAUCAGCUCUUGCUAUGAAAUUCCCUUUCCCAAGGCAGUGUUAUCUGGCUUUCAAGGACACAAUCCCUUUACUGAAUGUUUUGGAAACUACGGUGAAGUACACAACAGCAAAAAAUGUUCCCCAGUUUACUACCAAAAUGAGUCUUAUACUCCUCUGAAAUCAGGUGGAAAGCACAGCAGCUUAAGGGCACUAUACCAGGAAAAAGUUUGUUCCUUACGGGAUAAUACAGGCAUAGAGCAGCAACAGUACAUUCCAUUCGCGAAAAAAAUGGAAGUGGAAAAAAGAACAACUUCAUCACUGCUACCACCAGAUGAUCUGAAAGGAUGUCCCCAUAUUAACUUUGAAGCUACAAUGCCAUAUUUAGCGUACAACCUGGGUGGAACAAAUACGUAUCUUGAAAAUGGCGCGCAAAACAGAAUGUACUGUUCAAAAGCUGCAGGCCAAAAGCUUGCUCAUCAAGAUAUUGAAAAUGUACUGGAGGUGAAAAAGCAGCCACUUGUAAAGCAAUGUAAAUCUAGCAAGGAUUCCAAAUCUUCUUGGCAUCUUGUCUCUGGCAGAGAAGAUUGUCCAAUCCAGCAGAGCUCUCUGAGUUUUCUAGGAGAACUUGGUGCGACAGGAUAUAGUGGUCCAAAAUUUCAGUUUGAGGAGAUGUUUUGGGGUAACCAGUCAUCCGUGCUAGCAAUGGAUUCAUCUCCCCAUGAUUCAAGUUUCAGCAAAGCGUUAUCUACUCCAGAUAGAUUCUUUAAUUUGGACUUUCCAAUAACAGGAGAGUACACAAGAAAGAAAAGUCCCAAUGUGUUAUCAUCUAAUCGAAGAGAAUGCGUUUCAGCAGCAGGUUUAAAAUGCACCCAGUUACCACAACUGAAAAAAAGACGUCUAACCUACGAAAAAGACCCUGGGAGAAGCGAUGGUCAAACACGUCUCAAAUUCCUUUAAAGGAAAUGCAAUCUCACCUUUCACACUGCUGUUUAUAUGUGAUAUGCUUUAAGCAGUUUUAAAAGAAUGUUAUAAUUUAUUGUAAUAC